Messenger RNA from Phalaenopsis equestris, 720 nucleotides. Its product is annotated as protein Asterix. Gene Ontology annotation, cellular component: endoplasmic reticulum membrane. Bases 93 to 392 code for a protein of 99 amino acids. Gene Ontology annotation, molecular function: protein folding chaperone. NCBI's taxonomy places the organism in Eukaryota, Viridiplantae, Streptophyta, Magnoliopsida, Asparagales, Orchidaceae. The transcript is spliced from 3 exons. The record is from RefSeq and is a predicted model, not a curated record. Gene Ontology annotation, biological process: protein insertion into ER membrane.
UCAUCCAUUAUUUGUCCGAAGUAAUCCCUAGCCGCGGGAAGAACCAAAAAGCGAGUACUUUAGCCGGCGAAGAAGAGCUACGGUAGUGCAAGAUGAGGGAGAGCAGCUCCGCAGGGAGCGAUCCUCGUCAGCCAUUGACGGCGAAGCCCUACGUUCCGCCGCCGAUUUCCCCGCAGGAUCUUCCCGUCGAUUACGCUGGAUUCCUUGCUGUCAUCCUCGGAGUCAUCGGCUAUAAGUUGUGCUCAUGGCUGGCUAUUAUUUUCUGUGCUGAAUCUCUUGUGAACAUGAGGAACUUUGAAAACGAUCUUAAACAGAUAUCCAUGGCCAUGAUGUUUGCCAUUAUGGGGUUGGUCACCAACUACUUUGGCCCAAAACGUCAGCCAAAAACAUAGCCUUGAUGUUGAGCAGAAUCGUUCAGUGAGCCUGCGCUGAUUUUGAUAACAUUGUCACAAAUGAAUUACAGUCUGAUUUGCUUUUGUUUGUGACCUUUGUAGCUUUGGCUGCUUUUAUAAAAUUCACGCAUUUAGUUUUGAUGGCAAAGGAAGGCGACCAAAUGACAACUACUUUCUCUUGUUUCCUGCAAAUGGUUUUGUGUGUUGCCAAUACAUGAUAAAUUGUUAAUGUCAGGACAAUAUUUCGACGUCAAUGCAAGUCAUUGUUACUUCUUGUUUGUUUAUCCAUCGCUCGUUUUCAAGCAAAAAGCUCAUUUGAUGACUACUC